Cryptosporidium ubiquitum is the source of this 1182-nucleotide messenger RNA. Its product is annotated as ATP synthase subunit. The transcript has a single exon. The coding region runs from base 1 to 1182 and encodes 393 amino acids. The record is from RefSeq and is a predicted model, not a curated record. Gene Ontology annotation, cellular component: proton-transporting V-type ATPase, V0 domain; vacuolar proton-transporting V-type ATPase complex. Gene Ontology annotation, molecular function: proton-transporting ATPase activity, rotational mechanism. Gene Ontology annotation, biological process: vacuolar transport; vacuolar acidification; proton transmembrane transport. NCBI's taxonomy places the organism in Eukaryota, Apicomplexa, Conoidasida, Eucoccidiorida, Cryptosporidiidae.
AUGGAGCUUUUGACAUUUAACUUGAAGGAUGGGUACUUAGAGGCUAUGGUUCGAGGAUAUAGAUCAGGCUUUGUAACUAUGGAUGAAUACCACCUGAUUGGCCAAGCUGAAACUUUGGAAGACAUGAGAACAGCAUUGGAGGAGACAGAUUAUGGUACAUUUAUGCAAGAUGAGGCACUUCCUUUGUCAGUAAAUGUGAUAACUCAAAAAUGUCGUGAGAAGUUCGCUCAUGAAUUUAGGAUGUUACAAUCCCAAGCUUAUGAACCAUUAGGAAAGUUUCUAAACUACAUUACUUAUGAGAAAAUGAUUGAUAAUGUGGUGAACUUGAUUCAAGGAGCUAUGAAUAAGAAACCAGCAGAGGAACUUCUUGCUCGUUUAGACCCAUUAGGAUAUUUUCCAGAAAUCAGAGCUUUUGUUGCUUUGGAUUUGUCAUCAUCUUUUGAUGAGCUUUACAAAUCAAUUCUCAUUGAGACUCCAAUUGGUCCAUACUUUGACGAGUUUUUGACAUCUUUUAGUGGUGAAAAUGAGGAUGUUACCUCAAUCGUCAAGGAAAUGGAUUUGGAAAUUCUUAGAAGUUCUCUUAAGAAAUCAUGGCUUGAGGACUUUUAUAGAUUUUGCCAGACAUUAAAUCCUACAUCUGCUGAGGUUAUGAGCCAUGUCUUAAAAUGUGAGGCAGACUUUAGACUUCUUGCUAUUACUUUAAACUCACUCAAUUUUAAUUUUUCAAGUGCUUCUACAUUAUAUCCAAGCUUUGGUUACUUAUAUCCGGAAGGUACAGAACAGAUUAGGAAGGCCUGGAAUGACACUCGUGUAAGAGCCGCCUUAGAGCCAUAUUCAAAGUACAGUGCUCUUUAUGAUCAAUGCAAAGCAUUCUACGUUAAUGAGAAUACUAAUGACCUUGGACUUUCUGAUGGAAAGGACGAAUCUAAUAGGAAAUCUUCUAGUCACAAAAAUCUUGCUGACAGACAAUUUAAGAGCUUGGAGGAUUUAUUAUAUGCUGAAACUGUUUCUAUGUGUGAACUUGUAUUUGAUCAGCAAUUGAAUUAUGGCGUAUUCUAUGCUUGGGCCAAGCUUAAGGAACAAGAAAUUAGGAACCUUACUUGGAUUGCCGAGAUGAUCCUCAUGAACAGAAAAGACCAAGUUGAUGCUAUUGUUCCAAUAUUCGCUCCUCGUGCCAGAUAA